AUGUCCAAGUCGCAAACCGAAGGUCUCGAGCUGGCCGAAUUGGUUUUCUACGUCAUUGCGAUUCUACCAGCUACCUACUGUUUGAUCAAGCACGGGAGACCCGGAAUCCUGGGCUGGCUCAACGUACUGAUUAUGUGUUCUCUUCGCAUUGCAAGCAAUGCGAUGGCCUAUCACGACCUGACCACCACUGGCAACCCCAACAAAGCAGCCUCCAUCAUUUCCGGAAUUGGUCUUUCUCCUCUGCUUCUGGCAGCACUGUGUCUACUCAAUGAGGCCAACACUUCUAUCCGAGACCACCUCCCCGCAAUCAUCAAGAGCUAUGGUUACAUUCUAGCACAUUGGGUUAUCAUUGCGGGAGUUGGCUUGGCAGCCGCGUCGGCCAACGGAAAACUCAUUCUGCUGCGCAUUGGACUAAUUAUUUUUGGGACUGGCUGGAUGAUUGUUGCUAUCUUCGCUUAUAUCUCAUUCCGGGUGCCCAUGAGCUCCCAGCGCACUGAUGGCGAGAAAAAGCUACUCAUCGCUAUCAUGGCCGCCCUUCCCCUUAUCGGUGUCCGGAUCCUCUAUGGCAUUGCAAUUGCAUUCGUUGAUGGAAACAUGCUGGGCGGAAGCCUGCCUGUCCGAGUUGUUUUUGGAACUUUGCCUGAGUUCCUGGUCAUGCUUGCCUAUGUAGCUGUUGGUAUUGUUACUCGAAAUGUGGCCAAACAGCGCCUGGAAGGAUCCAAGCAAGCAAUGGGGAAUCCCGGACUUGCUUCUUCAUAA
Penicillium lagena is the source of this 759-nucleotide messenger RNA. RefSeq lists its product as uncharacterized. Bases 1 to 759 code for a protein of 252 amino acids. The transcript is spliced from 3 exons. The record is from RefSeq and is a predicted model, not a curated record. NCBI's taxonomy places the organism in Eukaryota, Fungi, Ascomycota, Eurotiomycetes, Eurotiales, Aspergillaceae.